AGCUUUCACUGUCUCGCGAGGAGACGCGCGGACGUUAAGAUGUCGCGCGCCCUCUGACGCCAUAGAGCUGCGCCGCGCGGACGUCACAGCGCUGCGCCGCGUUUCCGGCGAGUAGCUAGGGCUUCCGGUUGUGUAGAGCGACCGCAGCUCCCUCCCUUCCCCGCCUGGCUGCGGGGCCCUAGGGAGGCUUCGGGCAAUGGCGCUGUUGCCUCCCGGAACCCUCUCCUGACACCUUCGCCGCCCGGGGCAUGUGGACCGUCUUGGGUCCGGGCUGGGGGCGCGGGCAUGCGCUCGCGCUGUGGGCCGCGCGCCGGCGCCUGCCGGGGCCUCGACCUGCGCCAACCCGCGAGCCCGCAGCCAGGCGCUUCAGCUCCGCGGACCUCAAGGAAAAACUUGACAUGUCUGGAUUUCCUGUUGAAAAUACCAGAAAUUUCAGUAUUAUUGCACAUGUGGAUCAUGGCAAAAGUACUUUAGCAGACAGGCUCUUAGAACUAACAGGGACAAUUGAUAAAACAAAGAAUAAUAAGCAGGUUCUUGAUAAAUUGCAAGUGGAACGGGAAAGAGGAAUCACUGUUAAAGCACAGACAGCAUCUCUUUUUUACAAUUGUGAAGGAAAACAAUACCUUUUAAAUCUCAUUGAUACACCAGGCCAUGUUGAUUUUAGUUAUGAAGUGUCCAGGUCACUUUCUGCUUGCCAGGGUGUUCUACUUGUGGUUGAUGCAAAUGAGGGUAUUCAAGCCCAAACCGUAGCAAACUUCUUUCUUGCCUUUGAAGCACAGCUGUCAGUAAUUCCAGUUAUAAACAAGAUAGAUUUGAAGAAUGCUGAUCCUGAAAGGGUUGAAAAACAAAUUGAAAAAGUGUUUGAUAUUCCAAGUGAUGAAUGUAUCAAGAUUUCUGCUAAACUUGGAACAAAUGUUGAAAGUGUUCUUCAGGCAGUUAUUGAAAGAAUACCCCCUCCUAAAGUGCAUCGCAAAAAUCCCCUGAGAGCUCUGGUAUUUGACUCCACCUUUGACCAGUACAGAGGUGUGAUAGCCAAUGUGGCGUUAUUUGAUGGAGUGGUUUCCAAAGGAGAUAAAAUUGUAUCUGCACAUACGCAAAAGACAUAUGAAGUUAACGAAGUAGGAAUUUUGAAUCCUAAUGAACAGUCAACUCAGAAAUUAUAUGCAGGACAGGUGGGCUAUCUGAUUGCUGGGAUGAAAGAUGUCACUGAAGCACAAAUAGGAGAUACAUUAUAUUUACAUAAACAACCAGUGGAGCCCUUGCCUGGGUUUAAAUCAGCGAAACCAAUGGUAUUUGCAGGAAUGUACCCUAUAGACCAGUCUGAAUACAACAACCUGAAGAGUGCCAUAGAGAAACUGACCUUGAAUGACUCCAGUGUGACAGUCCAUCGGGACAGUAGCCUUGCCCUUGGUGCAGGCUGGAGGUUGGGAUUUCUUGGACUUUUGCAUAUGGAAGUUUUCAACCAGCGACUAGAGCAAGAAUAUAAUGCAUCUGUUAUUUUGACAACACCUACUGUUCCAUAUAAGGCUGUUCUUUCAUCAGCAAAAUUGAUAAAGGAAUAUAGGGAAAAAGAAAUUACAAUCAUCAAUCCCGCACAAUUCCCUGAUAAAUCAAAAGUAACAGAAUAUUUGGAGCCAGUUGUUUUGGGCACUAUUAUCACGCCAGAUGAAUACACUGGAAAAAUAAUGAUGCUUUGCCAGGCUCGAAGAGCAGUUCAGAAGAAUAUGAUGUUUAUUGAUGAAAAUAGGGUUAUGCUUAAAUAUCUCUUCCCUUUGAAUGAAAUUGUGGUAGAUUUUUAUGAUUCUUUGAAGUCCCUAUCUUCUGGAUAUGCUAGUUUUGAUUAUGAAGAUGCAGGCUACCAGACUGCAGAACUUGUAAAAAUGGAUGUUCUACUGAAUGGAAACAUUGUAGAGGAAUUAGUAACUGUCGUACACAAAGACAAAGCACACUUGGUCGGCAAAAGCAUAUGUGAGCGGCUAAAGGAUUCUCUUCCUAGACAGCUGUUUGAGAUAGCAAUUCAAGCUGCUAUUGGAAACAAAAUCAUUGCGAGAGAAACUGUGAAACCCUAUAGGAAAAAUGUUUUGGCAAAAUGUUAUGGUGGUGAUAUUACUCGAAAAAUGAAACUUUUGAAGAGACAAGCAGAAGGAAAAAAAAGACUGAGGAAAAUUGGCAACAUUGAAGUUCCAAAAGAAGCUUUUAUAAAAGUUCUAAAAACACAAUCUGAUAAAUAAAUAAUUGUUGGGAAAAUAUAAAGAAUUUUCAUAAAUUAAAAACUAUCUUUUUUAUAGCAACUUAUUAUAUGCUGACACUCGAAUGAAAAUUAUAAAAUUUGCUUGUUACUUUCAGGGUUUUCAGGUUUUAAUAAUCUGUCUUUUCUUUGAAUGGGCAUAGAAGUGGGUGGGUAAGAGUUUGGAUUAAGCCAUAUUACCUAGUUUUAAAUUUCUGUGCCAGCCACUCACUAGUAAGGUGUACUUGACCAAAUUACUUAACCCUUUGUUUCCUCUUUUUAAGUAAAACUGAGAUUAUACUACUAC
This is a messenger RNA of Microcebus murinus (gray mouse lemur), 2534 nucleotides long. It is a transcript of the gene GUF1, whose product is annotated as GTP binding elongation factor GUF1. The record is from RefSeq and is a predicted model, not a curated record. Gene Ontology annotation, biological process: positive regulation of translation. Gene Ontology annotation, molecular function: mitochondrial ribosome binding; GTP binding; GTPase activity. Gene Ontology annotation, cellular component: mitochondrion. NCBI's taxonomy places the organism in Eukaryota, Metazoa, Chordata, Mammalia, Primates, Cheirogaleidae.